Molecule: messenger RNA, 948 nt
Organism: Gaeumannomyces tritici R3-111a-1
Lineage: Eukaryota; Fungi; Ascomycota; Sordariomycetes; Magnaporthales; Magnaporthaceae
Exons: 1
Coding region: 1-948 (315 amino acids)
Source: RefSeq, a predicted model, not a curated record
AUGAACUCGUUUCACGACCAGCCAUACACGACCAGCAACCGGUCAAUAUGGCUUGAGCUCAUGAACAACAGCACGGCCGACUGGGGCCUGUCGCCGUUCCCGGCGAAGCUCGUGUUGCUCAACGGCACCCUGGCGGACGCGCCACCGGGCUCGGUGCCGGCCGACGCCAUCGUCAUCGAGAACGCGGGCCGCAAGCUCGCAGGUGACAGCCCCAUCGAGGCCGUCGUACUCGGCAUCACGUCCGCCAUCGCCAUCGCCUGCUUCGCCGGCUUCCUCAUCUACAGCUACUGGACGGGCUCACUCGGCCUCAGCGCGCAGGCCGAGCUGCCGGGCGACAACAACAGCAGCAACGACAUGCAAGAGCGGCGGCCGCUGGGGGCCGGCGGCGCCGAGGCGGGCCCCGACAGCCCGACAGCCUCGGACGCGCCGGACGGGUUCAUGACGGACGAGGCCUUUGGGCGCAGGCUGCGCAACUACUACUACCCGCCGACCGUGACCGAGACGGAGCUGCGCGAGCGCGACUAUGUGGCCGAGCCGGUCGGCGGUGACGACGUCGAGGCCGCCACGGAGCUGCUGCGGCGCAUGUACGCAAACGACCUCGAGAUCUGGUCGCGCGGCAGCGACCGCGGCUUCGACACGGCCGCCGCAAAGGACCGCAGCGACGCCAUGCUCGCCGAGGUGCGCGCCCGGUUCCAGGCCUGGGGCGCCGCCGCCAACGGGAGCGGGUGCAUGGACUGGCGCGCCGAGGUCGAGCCGCUGGCGCUGCGCGAGGGGUGGCAGGCGGCCGCGGAUCCGUUGGAGUGUCUGGACCACGGGCAGGCCCAAGGCGUGCUUUAUAGCGUCUCGGGGGCGAGGGCGGGCUGGCGGCAGGAAGAGGUGCCCGAGCUGCUCAAGGCUGGGCUGUUUUUGUUUUCGCCCCAGGGGAUACAGCAGAGGCGGUAUUCGUAG